Messenger RNA from Sphaeroforma arctica JP610, 2609 nucleotides. RefSeq lists its product as hypothetical. Gene Ontology annotation, cellular component: mitochondrion. Gene Ontology annotation, molecular function: RNA helicase activity; nucleic acid binding; ATP binding. NCBI's taxonomy places the organism in Eukaryota, Ichthyosporea, Ichthyophonida. The record is from RefSeq and is a predicted model, not a curated record. Bases 112 to 2007 code for a protein of 631 amino acids. The transcript is spliced from 10 exons.
GAACACUUUCUCCCUUUGAACACCAUCGGUUUAUCAUAAAGAGGUUAUUGCAGCAGUAGAUGGCAUCAGUAGUAUACAUAGUAGUAAUUAGGUAAUCAACGAUAAUUGAUUAUGGAUUCACAAUCAGAUCAGCGAGGUCGCGGCAGAGGUCGGGGUGGACGUGGUAGAGGCAGAGGUAGGGGAAGAGCGAGAGGAGCAUCUAUUAACAAUUGUAGCAAUAAUGACGAUAAUUUCAACAACUAUGAUACCACCUACAACGGUGACCAACAAAAUGAUAAUGGUUACUUUCAGCAACAGCAACGAGAAAAUAGCCGAGUUCAAAGCACACGAGGUGAACCCCGUGUGAAUGAAAACAGAAAAAGACAUGCCGACGAAGAUACAACAUUGUCAGCUGAUUCAAACCAGACUGGUGCUAUCCAGGGGAUGGAUACAACCGGUUUGGUUCCGUUUGGAAAUCUUCACUUCGAUCAGAAUACAAUGCGAGCUGUCCAGGAAGUGUUCAAGUAUACGCACAUGACGCCAGUACAGUCCAUGACACUACCCACGAUUUUACUAGGCAAGGACGUACUUGCAAAAGCUCGCACAGGAACCGGUAAGACACUGGCUUUCUUGAUUCCCUCUAUCGACCUUAUGGUGAAGCAUCCCCGCAAGAGCAGAACGGACAUCCAAACCGUCAUCAUCUCGCCCACUCGAGAGCUAGCGACCCAGAUAUUCGACGAGGCCUCGAAAUUGACCAGGUUCCACCCUCAAUUAAGGUCAAUGGUAAUGGUGGGAGGCAUACCCAUGGGUAAGGAUUUACGGGCGCUCAAGGAAGGGGGCGCGUCUCCCGAUAUUCUGGUAGCCACACCAGGGCGAUUGCAAGAUCAUCUCAGCAACACUCCCCACUUUGCCGACUCUAUGCGUGGCAUCAAGAUGCUGAUCCUAGACGAGGGUGACCAGCUCUUAGAUAUGGGGUUCAGACGCGAAAUCGAAAGGAUUGUGAGCCAUCUCCCAUCAAACACCGGUGCACACCCGAGACAAUCGCUAUGCUUUAGCGCUACCGUGCCGCCAGUGCUAGCCAAGGUCCUCAGCACUGCACUACGCAAGGAGUACGUGUCCAUCGACUGUACCACCGUGGCCGGCGGGAAGUCGAACGACACACAUGACACCACUAAAGUACCUCAGGCACAAGGGCUGGUGGACUUCAACGACGUGUUCGUAGCCACGUGCAUGGCCAUAGGAGAUGAGAUCGAGCGUAACCCGACCGACCACAAAAUCAUUGUGUUUUUGCCUACUGCUCGUCAAGCGGGGUUCAUCGCCAGCAUGCUCGAGAACUGGUUCAACGGCAGAAGCAACCCCUUAGGCAGAAACCGUACGAGUGUUUAUGAAAUCCACAGUCGUAAGAGUAUGCCACAGAGACAGAAAGUCUCUGCUGCCUUCCGCACAGCUCAACACGGUGUUAUGGUGAGCUCAGAUGUGAGUGCCCGUGGUGUGGACUACCCGGACGUCUCGUUUGUGCUGCAAGUAGGUACACCUGUGAGCCAGGAACAGUAUGUACACCGUCUGGGACGUACUGGAAGAGCAGGAAAGACGGGCCGUGGAUUGAUACUACUAGGAACUUUCGAGAAGGUUUUCCUGAAUAAGCUGAAGGCAUUCAAGGUGGAGGAUGGACUCCCGAGUUUAUUGGCCUUCCUAAGUAAACAUGGGGACAUCACAGAUGUUCUCGAUGCCAUCCGGGCCAUCGACCGCAAGCUGAAAGAGCAGACGUAUCAAGCGUGGUUGGGCUACUAUAAGGGUUAUUGCAAACCCUUCAACUGGACAUCCGCAGAUCUGGUGCAGCACGCGAACCAGCUAGCCAUUGAAGGCAUGGGUCUUGAUUCUGUUCCAGCCCUACAGAAGUCGACAAUUGGAAAAAUGGGGCUCAAAGGUGUGCCUGGCAUCAACAUCGACCCAGUGAGUAACCAGGGCGGCGGUCGUGGUGGUGGUCGUGGUGGUGGUCGUGGUGGUCAUGGAGGGGGACGAAGAUAGGAGUGAUAGAUAAUAUGUAUCUCUAAGCAUUUAUAUAGUGCUCGACUGAGGAUUGUCUGGAUACCUCCGAUGCUUUAGGUGCAGAGUAGCAGUGUGAUGGAAGGGGGGGAGGGGGCAGCAUUAUGCGAAUGCGAAUCGCGCACCACCAACUAUCGAUUAGCUUAGUGACUCUAGUGAUUUCGGAAGUCAAGGGGAGAUUAUCGUGAAGAUAGUGCGCUAUUCUGCAACAAGACUAUUAGUGUCGGUUAUAUAUGUAAGUCUACCAGUAAAGCUGCGGGCGUUUGGCAAGUCGACUUUUCUUUUGAUAGGGGAUAAGAUUGGUCACAUUAGAGAUACGCGAUCAUGCCAGGAAGGCCGUCGUUUCUAGGAUAACAAUGGACAAAGAGCACUCGGUCUUCUCAUGCGAUAAAUACAUGAUUGAACCUGUGGAAGUAAAUAGUGGCCUCUGGGUGCCUUGUGGGAGUCAUUCGGAUGCAUGCGCUGAAACUUCGUAUUUCUGUGCUGAUCGUUAGUUUGCGAAGAGCUUUCUGCAGCGUGGAGCGUGUGCGGAAUAAAUAUUAGAAUGGGUGGAAGAGAAUAAAGACGAAAGAUAGCAAAGAGUG